Zea mays is the source of this 1077-nucleotide messenger RNA. Lineage: Eukaryota; Viridiplantae; Streptophyta; Magnoliopsida; Poales; Poaceae. The record is from the annotation of a RefSeq genome assembly.
AUGCCUGCAUUAAGAUUUAAAACGUGCCGUCUACUUCCAGGAAAUGUUCGGAACAGAGAACUUUCUCUAAUCCAACGCCGCAUUCUCCGAAGAUUGAGGAACAAGAGGAGAUCCAUUAAAAGAAAUCUUUCUCAGAGAGAAAAUCUAAACAGUAACAUCAAAUCACAAACUACACGAAAGUUGUCCCUUUAUUAUGGGGAUUUACCCAUAAGGGAGAUGCACAGAGGAAGAGAACGAACUUCAUAUAUCCCUUUUUUACUCAAUCAAGAAACAAGAUCGGACGUGAUUCCGGUUCGUCUCCGUUUUAGUGACACUCUUCCUCAAGCAAGGCAGCCGAUAAGUCAUCGAAGGGUUUGUUUGAAUAAUGGACUGGUAACCAUUACUCAUUUUAAAGUUUCCCAUGGUGAUCUAAUAUCUUUUAAAGAAAAUGACGCGAGAACCCGCGGUGAAGAAAUAAGGAGAUCUUUCUAUAUCGACAUAUCAGUUGGAAAAAUCAUAGGCAAAUUCCUACCGGUCAGAAUCUGGAGAAGAACAAAAACAGAAUGGUUCCGCUUACUCACAACUCAGAGGGGAUGCCGCUUACUACUAAAAUCCGGGUUUUUGCAAGAGUUGCGUUCUUAUAUGCAAGAAGAAGACUUAGAAAGAACAAAGAAGUUUGGAUCCGCAAAAGUAUGCUUAGGCAGUUCCUUCGCUGAGCACAACAGAAUGAAGAGGAAUUUGUUUCAUUUCAAAUACUUCUUCUUAUGGAAAAGAAGGAAGGAGGAAGAGGAAGGGGUAGAGGAGAUCCUCAAAGUUAUCGAGGAAAACGAAAACCGAAAAAGAGCAAUAAGCCCUUUUGUUUACACAAACAAAUUAUAUAGAAAUUCGACCUAUUGCUCCGGAUCCCCGUUUACUAUUACUAGGAAGAUAAGAAUCAAAAGGAUCGAACUACCUACUCAUUAUUCGGAGGUGAAUCAUAGAACACUAAAAGCUGUGGUAUCUUAUGGACCUAACAUAGGUCACAUCCCUCACGACAUAAGAUUGAAAGAUCCAAACCUUCCUCUUCGGAGCGGAAACGGACGUGGCCAAAACAUAUAA